AUGCCAGGCAUACCAUUAGUAGCUCGUGAAACAACUUACUCUAGAAGUGCGGAUCAAAUGUGCCGCCAAGAUUCUCGUGUGCAUUUGUCCGCGGAAGAGGAAAUUGCAGCUGAGGAGAGCCUUUCAAUUUAUUGCAAGCCUGUGGAACUAUACAAUAUUCUUCAGCGGCGAGCUAAUAGAAAUCCAUUAUUUCUUCAAAGAUGUUUGAAUUACAAAAUACAAGCGAAGCACAAAAAGAGGAUACAAAUGACCAUUUCUUUGUCGGUCACUGUUAAUGAUGGUUGUCAAGAUCAAAGUCUGUUUCCUUUGUACAUAUUGCUGGCAAGGCCAGUUUCCAACGUUCCAGUUGCAGAGAAUUCUGCAGUUUAUCAUUUCAAUCGGGCAUGUACCUUGACCUCUUGCAAUGGAUUUGAGGGGAUGAAUCGAGCUCAAGCAAAAUUUAUUCUCCCCGAGAUCAAUAAGCUGUCAGUGGAGGUCAAAUCUGGUUCUCUUGCUCUCUUGUUAGUCAGCUGUGAUGAAAUCACAAAUUCUUCGUGUGGGAUUGAUCUAACCCAAGGCCACAUGGAUAAUUCUUUUCCAUCAAAUGUUGGAGGGCACUGCUUAUUGGGCAAAAUUCCAAUGGAAUUACUUUUUCUGUCGUGGGAGAGGUCUCCAAACUUGAGUUUGGGGGAGAGAGCUGAGAUGUUGUCAACUGUUGACAUGCACUCGUGUUUUGUCAAGGAAAAGCCAUACCUGCAAACAAUAUCAAGCAUGAGCAGGAUGAAUGAGAUAGAGAAGUGCCUUUGGAUCCUUGUGUGGGAUUUAUUCACUUUCUUCUUCUUCCCUCCCCUUUUUUGCUAUUAUUGUUUGGAUUUCCUUUUGCAGUCGAGUUUUUUGGAUGAAGGCAAAUGUAUAUCUUUCCAAGUUCCCUAUAAUUCGUGUACGCUGAGUACGCCAAAGCAAUUGCAAGUCAUAAUAUCUGGAGAGGAAGUUGGUGCAAAAGAGAGAUCACCUUAUAAUUUAUACUCAUAUAAUGAAAUACCUACUUCGUCAUUGUCACAUAUUAUUAGGUUGAGGACUGGUAAUGUCAUAUUCAAUUAUCGGUACUAUGACAAUAAGUUGCAGAGAACUGAAGAUCAGUUUGGUGGAAGACAAUUCUUGAGCAAGCAUAUGUGUCAGUGACCAAAUGGUUCUAACACUUUGGUUCUCCGGAUUCUUUGCACCCACGGACAUGAAUACUUCUCUGUAAUCAGUUUGAACUUUGCAAGUGGCAUUGUCCUCUUGUAAAUCGUUUUGGUAAGCGAAUUUGCGAUAUAUAUAAUUGUCUGUCUCUGCAUAAACAUACAUCUUCUACACCUGUUCACAGUUCAGGACCUAGUUAUUUUGUAUGCUAGCUUUUUCGUGUGGGUUUAAUGAUUGGACUGUUAGUAGUUGGGAGCAAUCCUUUUUUAUGAUUUUUCAAUGUAGUUUAUGAAUAUAGGAUGACUUUCUUCCGACCCACCUCUCUUCCAACUCAUGUUACGUGUCUUUUGAAGUUUGGGUUAUUUAUCUGACAUUAAUACUGUACUUGCAGUGACAGAAGACUUCUCCUGUCCGUUCUGCUUGGUAAAAUGUGCAAGCUUUAAGGUGGGUCUG
Molecule: messenger RNA, 1614 nt
Organism: Ilex paraguariensis (yerba mate)
Lineage: Eukaryota; Viridiplantae; Streptophyta; Magnoliopsida; Aquifoliales; Aquifoliaceae
Source: the annotation of a GenBank genome assembly